Maniola jurtina (meadow brown) is the source of this 1950-nucleotide messenger RNA. RefSeq names its product cytochrome P450 6k1-like. Gene Ontology annotation, molecular function: heme binding; oxidoreductase activity, acting on paired donors, with incorporation or reduction of molecular oxygen; iron ion binding. Bases 262 to 1767 code for a protein of 501 amino acids. The transcript has 10 exons. NCBI's taxonomy places the organism in Eukaryota, Metazoa, Arthropoda, Insecta, Lepidoptera, Nymphalidae. The record is from RefSeq and is a predicted model, not a curated record.
UCGCAAUGCAGCUUCGUACAUCUUGGUGGAAAGACAGUAGGUAUCAGUAGGUAUGUUUACAUGACUUCACAAAGUGAUAACUUGCACGUUUUAUAAGUAUUGUUAUUAAUUUUAUAAGUGUUCAAAAAAUUGUUUUCAUAACACGAUAAGAAUCGAAUGCCAAGGAAUCAGUCAGAGCCAGUUCGUUCUAGACGGCUAAACGUGAUACUGUAUGCUCAAAUACCUAUUGGAAUAUAGAUUUUGCAAAAAAUAUUUCACGUUAUGACCAAUAUGGUUUAUUUGGUACCUAUAUUCAUAGUAUUGUGUGCUUUUGCCUGGAUAUACCUGCGCUGGUUGAAAGUCAGGAACUAUUGGGCGGAGCGUGGGGUGCCGCACUUACCACCAAAUCCAAUAUUGGGCAGUUUGACUUUCCUGCAGCAGAAAAAUGCGGGUGUUUGGAUGCGUCACAUGUAUGAAACCUUCAAGACGCCCUACAUCGGCAUCUGGUUGUUCUGGAGACCGGCCCUCAUCAUCAACACGCCGGAGUUGGCGCGCCAGGUGCUGACGAAGGAUUCCGCGAACUUCAGAGACCGAUUCGUAUCGGGGGGUGACUCUGAUCCUAUCGGCAAGCUCAAUUUAUUCACUGUUAAAGAUCCCGACUGGACAAAUAUUCGUCGUCGAUUGACCGCCACAUUCACUGCAUCCAAGCUGAGAAUUUUACAAGACUACAUUCGAUCUAAGUCUAAGGAACUGGCGCAGAGACUUAAAAGAGAACGAGAGAGCAGAAUACAUUUAAAGAAAUUAUACUCAGACUAUACAACAGACGUUAUUGGCGCAUCGGCUUUUGGUGUAACCUGCGAUGCCACGUUGACUGGCAAGAGUCACCUGAAGACCGUCGCUGAAGAGUUCAGCCACUACAGUAUCUUGCGAGGAAUCGGAUGGAGUAGUUUGUUUUUCUUUCCGGAAUUGGUUGACGUUUUUCGAUUCAAGAUGUUCCCAAAAACAUCAACAGACUACUUUAAAAGGGUGUUUAAAGCUGCAGUAGCGCAGCGUGAAGCUAACCAUGGCGAAACAGGAGAGCCCAAAGAUCUGCUUGAUGCUUUGCUGAAGAUAAAGAAGGAGAGUGAAGAACGUAACGAAGGUUACUCAGAAGAUUUUAUAGUAGCUCAGGCAGCAAUUUUCUUAUCCGGUGGCUAUGAUACUUCAGCCUCUUUAUUGGCAUUCCUAACAUAUGAAUUGGCCUAUCAUCCUGAAGUACAGGAAAAACUGUACGAACACCUUCUUGAAGCCAAAAACCAAAAUGGUAGCGAUGAUUUUACUUCAGAACAAUUAGCAGAUAUGACUUACCUCAACGGCGUCAUCAAAGAGGGUCUCCGGAAAUAUUCUCCAAUGAGUUGGCUGGACAGGGUCGCAGCAGAAGACUAUAGAAUUGAUGAUAAUCUGACCAUCAAGGCUGGUACUCCGGUCUACGUCAACGGCAUCGGCAUGCAUUACGAUCCCGAUUACUUUCCCGACCCGGACAAGUUCGACCCUAACAGAUUCUUACCAGAAAACGAGAAAAACAUCAAAUCUUAUACUUACAUGCCUUUUGGUGAAGGUCCUAGAAUUUGCAUAGGUCUGAGAUUUGGCAUGAUGACUGUCCGCUUUGCAAUGGUGUCCGUGUUUUUAAAUUACAAGGUCGUGCCAUUCCCUGGCAUGCCGAUACCAAUAGACAUGACUAUUGACAAGCGAGGAAUAUUCUAUAGUCCUGGAGAAGCCAUUUGUGUGGAAUUCAUACCUAGAGCUUAAUAUCUGUUGUACGCUGGAACAACCACAUGCGACAAUGAGGCAUGCUAAAAACUGAGACACUAAUUGUGCGGCAUGCUAUAGAAUCGGAAUAUAAUAUAGUAUAACUGUCCGUCGACGAUUCCUGCUAUAUUUUAUUAUUGCAGUUAUGCAGUCCUGUGGUAUGCCUUUAUGUCGCUCUGUGAU